Molecule: messenger RNA, 2038 nt
Organism: Sander lucioperca (pikeperch)
Lineage: Eukaryota; Metazoa; Chordata; Actinopteri; Perciformes; Percidae
Gene: shox
Product: short stature homeobox
Exons: 6
Coding region: 204-1130 (308 amino acids)
Biological process (GO): regulation of transcription by RNA polymerase II
Cellular component (GO): nucleus
Molecular function (GO): DNA-binding transcription factor activity, RNA polymerase II-specific; sequence-specific double-stranded DNA binding
Source: RefSeq, a predicted model, not a curated record
AAAUACACAGUCACAACAGCAGGAGUGAUCUCACCUCCUCUCCACCCCUUCUAUCUAUCGCUGCUGCCAGCCUCCAAAAAAGAGCGUAUCCAGUGAGCAGUGCUGGUGCUACAUAGACACGCUAAGGUAUAGCCUAUAACCUACACUGAGAAUUCACGGUGGAUUUCCCUGACCAGGACCACUACUGAGCCACAGAGCCGACCAUGGAAGAACUUACGGCAUUUGUGUCGAAAUCUUUCGAUCAGAAAACCAAGGAGAGCAGCAAAGAGAGUAUCACGUACAGGGAAGUUUUGGAGAGCGGCUUGACGAGGGCGAGGGAGCUGGGCAGCCCGGAGACAAACCUGCAGGACAUAACGGAGGGCAGCCACUGCCCGGUGCAUCUGUUCAAGGACCACGUCGAGCUGGAAAAGGAGAAACUGAAGGACUUUAAUGUUUCGAGGUCGACUGAGGGGAUAUACGAGUGUAAGGAGAAAAAGGAGGACGUGAAGUCGGAGGACGAGGAUGCACAGGGCAAACUGAAGCAGCGGAGGAGUCGCACUAACUUCACGUUGGAGCAACUCAACGAGCUGGAGCGGCUCUUCGACGAGACGCACUACCCGGACGCGUUCAUGAGAGAGGAGCUGAGCCAGCGGCUGGGACUGUCCGAGGCCAGGGUGCAGGUCUGGUUUCAGAACAGGAGAGCCAAAUGUCGAAAACAAGAAAACCAGAUGCACAAAGACAUCUUUCCCUUCUCUCCAGGUGUUAUUCUGGGCAGCGGCAGUCACCUUGACGCAUGCAGAGUAGCACCCUAUGUCAAUAUGGGUGCCCUCCGGAUGCCCUUCCAACAGGUCCAAGCCCAGCUUCAGUUGGACGGAGUCGCCCACUCCCACCCCCACCUGCACCCUCACCUGGCUGCUCACGCUCCCUACCUGAUGUUCCCACCUCCUCCAUUUGGACUACCAAUCGCAUCGCUCGCCGACUCGGCCUCUGCAGCAGCGGCGGUGGCAGCAGCUGCCAAAAGCAACAGCAAGAACUCAAGCAUCGCCGACCUGCGACUCAAGGCAGGACUUCUGCGGGGCCAGUGGCUCAGUCCACUCCAGGCACAGAUCACAUCCCAAGGACCGUACAAACACAUGUGGAUGUCUGUCUGAGGGCCAGGCCGGGGCCCGUCAGACCAGAAGACGUUAGAACAAAGCAAACUGGCAGGCAGCAGCAGGGCCAAAAGCAGAGCCUCGCUGACGCUGGCUGAUGCCAUAUUGACAAUGCAGAGGGUUGAGCAUGGGGGAAACAGACCCAAGCACCACCUCAACGAAGCAUUGGAACGGCUCUCACCUUUAUACCCUCCCCCACCCCACCCUCACUAGAAAAAUGAAGAAAAAAAAAACAUUAAAAAAGACCAUAUUUGUCUCCAACCACUGUGUUCCCUGCUGCUGCCAAGUGCAUGAGCUCUAAAGGAGGAACGUUCUGGGACUGGCCUCCAUCCGCACCUGACAUACACGCCCGACAACUGUUUUUAACACUGCCAUUCGACAUGCCCCCCCCCCCCCCCCCCCACACACACACACACCUACAAAGUGAAAGUUCGCCAUUACGGUUUGAUAACCUUCUUCUUAUGGACUUGUUCUACAUCAAAAGCAGCAACUCGUUUUUCCUUUGCUGCAGAGGGAAGAGAUGUUAUUCUGCGUUGCUGGGCAUGUGUUGGAGUGACUUGGUUUGCAUUACUCCUCACAGCGUGCUCUCUCUCUCUCUCUGUCUUUAUUUCUUUCUGUUUGUUGUGUUGUAUCCUGGGUAAAGAAGUGAAGAUAGCCUUUGCACUUCAGGUCUUGUAUGUGGGAGUUUACAAAUGGCACUACAAGCAGAUACUACUUUACUAAUUAAAGGGGGAGGGGGAUUUGAUAUUGUUGUGUGAUCAGCAAAAAGGACAUUAUCUUGGAUAAAGGGUAUACAUGCGUUCUUUUUUCUUUUCCUUUUUUGUAAUUCUGAAAAUAUGAAGAAAGCAUCAGUCAAACUGAAAUGCAAUGGUGUGCAGUUUAAGUGCAAUACUGUAAAUAGCAAAAAA